This is a messenger RNA of Ilyonectria robusta, 1085 nucleotides long. RefSeq names its product quinone reductase. Lineage: Eukaryota; Fungi; Ascomycota; Sordariomycetes; Hypocreales; Nectriaceae. The record is from RefSeq and is a predicted model, not a curated record. Gene Ontology annotation, molecular function: oxidoreductase activity. The transcript has a single exon. Bases 95 to 1078 code for a protein of 327 amino acids.
AAUUCCAAUCGGUCAGCUUCUCCUCACGAUUUAUUUCUAGAGGCAUACUUAUUCUCCCAUUGUCAUUUUCGGGCUCCGGGGCAUAAGCGGCGCGAUGGCAGCAGGCACUAUGGAAGCCGUUGUUCUUCACGAAGCUGGAGGUCCCGACAAUUUAAAACUGGAAAGGAUUCCAAUUCCGCAGCCAAGCCGCGGGCAAGUCCUUAUCCGCGUCAAGGCCUUUGGACUCAAUCGGUCUGAACUAUUCACUCGUCAGGGUCAUUCUCCCGAUGUUCGCUUUCCUCGUGUGCUAGGGAUCGAAGCGGUUGGAUUGGUUGAAGAAGCGCCAGGCGGGGAGUUUGAGAAAGGAAGCAUCGUCGCGACUGCAAUGGGCGGGAUGGGAAGGGCAUUUGACGGAAGCUACGCGGAAUACACCUGCGUUCCGGUUCAGCAAGCCCAGGUUAUCUCUACGAAACUGCCCUGGAGUGUCCUCGGUGCCUUGCCAGAGAUGCUACAAACAGCGUACGGUUCGCUCUUCAAGUCACUCCGCCUCAAAAAGGGCGAACGCUUGCUCAUCCGCGGCGGCACCACGUCAGUAGGAUUAGCUGCAGCUGCGAUUGCCAAAUCACACGGUGCCUUCGUAACAUCAACAAGCCGCAGGGCCGACCGUGACCAAAUGCUGCGUGAACACGGGGCGGACGACACGGUCGCCGAUGACGGCGGCAUAUCUCAGAAGAUCAAAGAACCCUUUGACAAAGUUCUGGAAAUGGUGGGAACCGAAACAUUGCGCGAUUCAUUGCUCUGUGCAAAGGAGGGGGGAAUCGUCUGCAUGACAGGUAUAGUCGGAAAUAAGUGGACGCUGAGCAACAUCAACCCGAUGGAAUUUAUCCCAUCAGCGGUGUGCUUGACGGCCUAUGCGGGAGGGUCUGGCGAUUUCAUGGCAACGCCAUUAGAUGAAUUGGCCAAGACUAUCGCGGCAGGGAGCUUGAAGGUUAAAGUUGGGAAAACCUUUCAGCUCAAGGACAUUGCUGCGGCACAUCGAGUAAUGGAGGAAAAUACUGCUGGUGGGAAAAUUGUUGUUCUAACCGGGGAAGGGGAGUGAGUUAGGC